CUAGGAUUUAAAACAACAUGCCGACAUAUCGCAUCCGAGGUGAAAUCUGGCGGGCGACCUUUUUAUUGUGCCGGCGAGAAUCGCAGCAAUUACACUCCAUCACCAUCAUCAGCAUACACAUUAUGCGGAAAGCGUCUCAAAGAGUAGCUGAAGCAGCCCAGGAAGCAAAAAAGGUUCAAGACAUAUUGGACACGCUCUUGGAGAAAUUUGCAUCAACCGAACUUACGCCACACUCGAUCAGAUCUUCCCUCGCGGUUAACUCCAGCACAAAGCCAGAUGUGAUGGAAUGGAACGAGACAAAGUCUUAUUUGAAACUGUUUGACAAAUUGGACGACAACCUCCUCGACGCUUUCAUCAAAAAGGAUUUUUGUGAAAUUUGGCUGAAGAUGCAUCCAAAUUGGGCCACGUUAAUUACUGCUCUGAAGGCCAUAUCCGUCAACUUCAAAGACAACGUGAAUGGCGUUCUCAAGCCUGCAAUUAAUGCUGUGGUCAGAAAUUGCGAUGAUUAUAUUAUUCUGAGCUUGGACGAUUGCUCUCAGCGCCUCAGCAUGAUAAUAGACUUCACAAAAAGCCCUUAUCAUCAGCCCCUGACGGAGGGAAUCCACUCAAUCCGCUCUGUAGUCCCACCAACAUUUGCAUUUGUGUUUGCGACUUCCUUGGGCAUUGAUUUUGACCAUGAUGAAGAAAAGGGUCUUUUGAUUGAGAAAAUCAUCAAGCACCUUAGAGCAAAAGCUCUUAUCACAGCAAUGGAAGAGUCUGCUGCUGUUUAAGUGCACUGGAGACUCAACGGCAGAGCGUCCAGAUGGAGGCUACCUUGACUGCUGCCCAACUUCAGGAGACAGCCUUGGAAGUGCAGCGCCAGAAUGACUUGCUGAACUUCAACAGUGGAAUUCUCGCAGCCAAUGAGCUGAAGAGAAAAAGCAGACGCUCUUAGCUUCAAGCAAACUGAAUUGAAGCUUAGAGAAGGUGCCCUGUAGAACAAGCGCCAAAAAUUUAACUAGACUCGUAGACUGUGUGAACGUGAAUUUGU
Neocloeon triangulifer is the source of this 1030-nucleotide messenger RNA. RefSeq lists its product as uncharacterized. Lineage: Eukaryota; Metazoa; Arthropoda; Insecta; Ephemeroptera; Baetidae. The coding region runs from base 18 to 770 and encodes 250 amino acids. The transcript is spliced from 6 exons. The record is from RefSeq and is a predicted model, not a curated record.